CAGCCCGGCGACUCUUGACGCAACCAAUCGGAACUCAGAGGAAGGGGAGGAGGCGGGCCAAAGCACUUGGAGGAGGACGUGAAGUUUAGUUGCCGCCGCCGCCGCCAUUUUGUGCUGAGGGCUGUUGCUGAGCUCUAGCCACCAUGGUGAAACUUUUUAUCGGCAACCUUCCCCGGGAAGCCACGGAGCAGGAGAUCCGCUCCCUUUUUGAGCAGUACGGCCGAGUCCUGGAGUGUGACAUCAUCAAGAAUUAUGGGUUUGUGCACAUUGAGGACAAGACGGCUGCCGAGGACGCCAUCCGCAACCUGCACCACUACAAGCUGCACGGCGUCUGCAUCAACGUCGAAGCCAGCAAAAACAAGAGCAAGGCUUCCACCAAGCUGCACGUGGGCAACAUCUGCACCAGCUGCACAAACCUGGAGCUGCGGACCAAGUUUGAAGAAUACGGCCCUGUGCUUGAAUGCGAUAUCGUAAAAGAUUAUGCCUUUGUGCACAUGGAAAGAGCCGAGGAUGCUGUUGAGGCCAUCAGAGGCCUUGACAACACGGAAUUCCAAGGCAAACGAAUGCGCGUGCAGUUGUCCACCAGCCGGCUCAGGACCGCGCCCGGGAUGGGAGACAAGAGUGGCUGCUACCGGUGUGGGAAGGAAGGUCACUGGUCUAAAGAGUGCCCAGUUGACCGCACGGGGCAAGUGGCCGAGUUGACCGAACCUUAUAGCGAGCAAUACGGAAUGGUGCGCACCCCCUACCCUACAGGCUAUGGGGAUGCCGUGUAUUACGAUGACCCCUAUGGAAUGGUGGAUUACUAUAAACGGUAUCGCGCGAGAAACGCUGCGGCUUAUGGGGCCUCUGCAUACGACACUUAUGCGGAGCACACCAUGGCCCAGUAUUCCCAGUACGCCCAGUACUCGCAAGCCACGGCCAUGGCCAGUCGCCUCUCGACCACCUUAGACCCCUACGAGAGGCCCCUACUGCCAACCUCGGGAACGGCCGCCGCGGUAGCCGUCGCUGCUGUGGCCGCGACGUCGUCCUUUUACACCCGGGAUAGAAGCCCUCUGCGUCGCUCGGCCGCUGCGGCUUCCACCGCUGGAGACGUGUACGGAUACGAGCGCGUUCAGCUGUCUCCCGUCCCGCGAACCUCCCUCUACGAUGUCCAGCGUUUCGGGCGGGAUGCAGGCGCGGACAGGUUGCGAUACUCCGCGUAUUGAGUCUCGAGUGGCUGAACCAGGUGCUUUACGAGCAGAAGCGCAAUUCGCAUCCGUGAAAUUAUAUUUGUGGACCUCUUCAUUUUGCCCCUGUAGCUAAUAGUUUCCCUCCGCAAAUAUGCCUUAAUUCUUAAGAAUGCAGUGAUGCUUGCGGGCCCCCUGCACGGAUUCUGGUGGAGCAAUUCCUUUUCUUCAUGAUGCUGUGAUUGCUGUGUUUUUCUCUGAUCCUUAAACCUGUGGUUUAUUUUCACUGGGUGACCUCCCCCUGCUGAAAGAUAAUACUCCUUCCUUUUUCCAAAUGGUUCUUCAUUUCUUUUUUUUUUUUUUAAAUAGUAAAACAAUUCUAGUUAUUCUCAACUCCUUGAAAUUCUUGGCUGCAUUUUCUUCCGGGUCGAUUUUCGGAAUUCUUCAUAUGACCAAGCAACAGAUGUACGAUACGUUUAUUGGCAGUCCUUUCCCAACACUUCCCAAGAAUGAAUUCCUUUCCCUGCAGCGUUUAAAAUACUUCCUGCAGAAUUUUCUGUCACUCUCCCCUAAUGUCUGCCUGAGGAGAGCUACCCGUAUAUUGACGUUCAUCUGAAAAUUGUAAUUCUGGGCACUGUGAGCUUGGGGGAAGGUGAGUAGCCAGUGUUGAAUUUCCCACUGGUUCCCUUUGACCUGCCAUUAAGAGGAACGGCCCAGGUUUUGUGGCGCUGGUGCAUUUUGGACGAAAAGCAAGUUCGCCAGAAUUGCAGGUAGUCCUCAACUUAACAACCACUCGUUUCGUCCAGAGUUGCAACAGCAGUGAGAAAAGGGACCGAUUACCAGUUUUCACGCUUAACGGCUGUUGCUCUAUUCCCCACGGUCACAGGAUCAAACUUUGGGUGCUUGGCAACCACGUGUGUUUAGGAUGGUUGCGGCCUCCUGGGGUUGGCUGUUGCGACCUUCCUGGGAAGCGUCCGACAAGUCGAAUCAACGGGGAAGCCGGGCUGGUUUUGACGCUCGCGUGUUUAACAGCUGUAGUGAUUCGCCUAACAGCCAAGUCGUAAAAUGGGGUCUGACUCACUUAGCAACUGCCUAGCUUAGCAAUGGCAGUGUUGGGCUGAACUGUGGUUGUAAGUCGAGGACUGCCAGCAAUCCAGCUUUCGCCGGGACGGUCGCUCCACAGUUUUCAAGCACAACAGCCGAAGUUCCCAAUGUUUUCAGUGAAAAGGAUCAGGGAGACCAGAGGAAAGAACGGCCUUUCUCGACCACAAGACGUCGGGAAAGCUGCCGCCAGCGUGGCAAAUAGACCCUAGCCAUCUGACCAAAGGGAUCUCGGCCUUAGAUCUGUUCCGAGGGUCAACCUUGUGGCCGCCAUCGACCUUCCAGAAGCAUCUAAUGCAGGAGAGGAGGACCUUGGCACUCUUGAGGCUUGCCCAGUAAAACGGGGGAGAGAAACUCAUCCCUAAUGUCUGUUUUGAAACCAACGGUUUAUUUUAAGCUUGAAAAUCACAAGAUGAUCCGUAGCUUGCGGAGGAGGAGAUCCUUCUAGAACGGGCGCGCCAAAAGUGGUUAAUAUUCUGACAAUCUCUUUUUUUUCUCCCCCUUUCAAUCAAAUACACUUCCUCCUUCUUCCCACCUGAGUUAAUGCUCUUAAGGCAGGGCUCUCCAACCUUGGCUACUGCCUGGGGAAUUAUGGGAGUCCACAAGUCUUAGAAAGUUGCCAAGGUUGGAGACCCCCCCCUGCUCUAAGGAAUGUGGGUGGGGCUCAGCCACGGGCAGCCCCCAGCACGGAGCCUGCAAAUGAACUGUGUCUUUUAUUUUUCAGGUAGGCUAUUUGAGGGCUGGACACCGGGCUCCUGUGGUACGUCCACGUCAAAGCUAUGCCAGCUUCACGAUGUGUCGAUUUGCGUUUAGCACGGUCUCACUAAUGGACAUUUCUGUGUGUCUCUGCGAAGCUUAGUGACAGCUAACAGUCCUUCUCUCUCUUUUUUUUUAAAUGAAACAACACAAAAAUCUUCCCCUCCCCCCAAGCCUUAUUGGAAAGAGGGGAGGGCAGGGCUGUAGGAAUUGGGGAGAGGUUGUUGAUGACUGGCCUUGUGCCCUUUGCUUGGGUCGAGCUCUGUCUAAGCCUGGACUUCGAGCGUAGACAGAAGGGAUCCCCCCCACACCCAGAAUAAACAAGAGACAAAUAACGUGGCCUUCCAAGGCUAGCUUUGGGCCAGUACUUUUUGCUCCAGUUCGAAUGGCAAUUUCUCCUCCCCUGUGUAGGCUUGAUUGUGGAACUCAAUAAUCUAGCUGACCCACUUCUCUCUCUCUCUCUCUCUCUUUUUUUUUUUUUUUUGUAUUAUGAGAAGACAUUGUCAUAUUUGGUAGCUACCUGCGUUUGGACUGUAGAAAGCUUCCCUUUUGCUAUGGAUAUUAUUAUUAACCUGUGACUUUCUGUUCUUUUGAAGUUGAUAUUUCUCUCCUUUUCUCCCCCCCCCUUUCUCCAAUAAAAUAAAAAAAAAAAACAUUUGUAACGGAUC
This is a messenger RNA of Crotalus tigris (Tiger rattlesnake), 3691 nucleotides long. Its product is annotated as RNA-binding protein 4B-like. The coding region runs from base 144 to 1205 and encodes 353 amino acids. Gene Ontology annotation, molecular function: mRNA binding; zinc ion binding. The transcript has 4 exons. The record is from RefSeq and is a predicted model, not a curated record. Gene Ontology annotation, cellular component: nuclear speck; cytosol. NCBI's taxonomy places the organism in Eukaryota, Metazoa, Chordata, Lepidosauria, Squamata, Viperidae. Gene Ontology annotation, biological process: mRNA splicing, via spliceosome.